Physeter macrocephalus (sperm whale) is the source of this 589-nucleotide messenger RNA. It is a transcript of the gene PTTG1IP2, whose product is annotated as PTTG1IP family member 2. The transcript is spliced from 8 exons. The record is from RefSeq and is a predicted model, not a curated record. The coding region runs from base 1 to 462 and encodes 153 amino acids. Gene Ontology annotation, biological process: protein import into nucleus. Gene Ontology annotation, cellular component: nucleus; cytoplasm. NCBI's taxonomy places the organism in Eukaryota, Metazoa, Chordata, Mammalia, Artiodactyla, Physeteridae.
AUGUGCCGGCUGCAGUCGUGGAGUCAAAUCCUCCUGCCAGUAUUCUUCUCCCUCUUUCUCAUCCAACUGUUUAUCAGCUCCUCAGAGAAUAGUUUUUCCCAAGUCUCCAGACACAAGAACAAGCACAGACCAAAAUCUGGAAAGGAAGAAAAAUGUACUGUGUGGAAAAAUUGUCAAUUGUGCACAGAAAAUAAUAAAUGUUUUUGGUGCAGUGAAGAAAGGGCUUGCAGAAAAAUUUGUUUUCCAUAUUUCGGGUGUCAUUUCAGUUCUAUGUUUUGGUUGAACUGUCACGUUGACAUGUUUGGAUUCCUGAUGCUUCUACUCAUUGCAAUAUUGAUUAUAGUGUUCAUUUGUCAGUGCUUCAUCUAUCAAUAUUACCUGCAGACAACUCAAGUCUAUAUUGCUGGAAGACCACACACAAUUUACAUUCCUCGUGGGACUGCUCCUGUAUAUAAUGAAUAGAUAACUGAAAAGCUAGAUCGUCCAGAGAGAAAAGAAGGAAGUUUCUUCAAUGAUACUGGUAAGAACACUUCAAAGACGUGAAUGGGAUUAAUUCAGGGCUGUUGCUCCUGACAGAUAAGCCAGUCUA